GUACAUAAUUAUUUCUUAAAAUUAGUUUUAAAUACUACGUAAAUAAUUUUAAUUUUUGUAAAAAAGAGUAUGCAAAAAAUAAAAUAAAAAUAUAAAUCGAGCAUGACGUCGACGAUAAAUUUUGCAGCAAACGUUCACGCCAGCGUCGAAUCCGUGGCCAAUCCGCCGCGGCGGCGCCCAUGCGACAUCUUCCAUCCUCCGAAAUCAAUCGCAUUUUUUCUGAAUUAAAUUCCAACAAAUUCCUCCCCUCUCCCGCAAGCAAAGGCGCCGCGAUUAAUCACAUUCGCAAUCGACGCAAAAUAAAAUAAAUCCGGCGGAAAAAUGUCGGGGAAACAGACCUACCGCGUGUGCUUCUGCUUCCAGCGGCGGUUCCGGCUGGCGGCGGCGGAGGCGCCGGACGACGUGAAGGCGAUGUUCUUCAAGUACACGGCGGCGAACGGGUUCAUGAGCGUGGAGCAGCUGCGGCGGUUCAUGGUGGAGGUGCAGAAGGAGGAGAACGCGACGCUGGAGGAUGCGCAGGCGCUGAUCGAUGGGGUAAGCCCCCUCAAUGAGCUCAAGCAUCUCACAUUGUUCCACAGGCGCGGCCUCAAUGUCGAGGGUUUUUUCAAGUACUUGUUUGGGGAUUCUAAUCCGCCUCUCAAUCCCAAACUAGGGGUUCACCAUGAUAUGAAUGCUCCACUGUCUCAUUACUUCAUAUACACAGGCCACAAUUCAUAUCUCACAGGGAAUCAACUAAGUAGCGAUUGCAGCGACAUACCUAUCAUAAAUGCACUGCAUAGAGGUGUGAGAGUUAUCGAGCUCGACAUAUGGCCUAAUUCCAAACGAGACAACGUCGAGGUUCUGCACGGGAGGACGCUUACGGCUCCAGUUAAACUCAUCAGAUGUUUGAGAUCUAUUAAGGAACAUGCUUUCGUUGCGUCUGAAUAUCCGGUCGUGAUCACACUCGAAGACCAUCUGACUCCGGAGCUUCAGGCGAAGGCGGCUGAGAUGAUAACUAAAACAUUUGGAGACAUGUUGUUUUCACCUGAUUCGGAGUGUUUGAGCGAGUUCCCCUCGCCGGAAUCUCUGAAGAGAAGGAUCAUCAUAUCAACCAAGCCUCCCAAAGAGUACUUGCAAGCCAAGGAUGCUAAGAUACAUGAGACUGCCUCGAAGAAGGGGAAGGAUACAACGACGCAGGAGCCUUGGGGAAAAGAAAUCCAGAGUUUCAGAACUAAAACUAAUGUAAAUAAGGUUGGUUAUUUAGAUACAGAGUCUGAUGAAGAUGACGAAGAGGAUUCCAAGGUGGAUCAAUACGAGGUACCUGAGUAUAGGCGUUUAAUCGCAAUUCAUGCUGGGAAGGGGCAUGGUGGGAUGCAGGAUUGGCUUAAAGUGGAGGCUAACAAAGUCAGGCGCCUUAGCUUGAGCGAGCACGAGUUGGAGAAGGCGGUUCUAACUUAUGCACAGGAUAUUGUGAGAUUUACGCAGAGGAACUUACUGAGAGUGUAUCCAAAAGGCAUACGUUUCGACUCAUCCAACUACAACCCCUUGAUUGGAUGGAUGCAUGGUGCUCAAAUGGUUGCAUUGAAUAUGCAAGGUUAUGGGAGAGCACUUUGGUUGAUGCAUGGCAUGUUCAGGGCUAAUGGUGGCUGUGGAUAUGUUAAGAAACCAGAUUUCUUGUUGAAGGGUGGAGACGUGAUCUACGAUUCGUUGCCCGUGAAAACGACGUUGAAGGUGACUGUGUACAUGGGUGAAGGAUGGUUUUAUGACUUCCACCACACCUACUUUGAUAACUAUUCUCCUCCUGAUUUCUAUGCAAGGGUAGGAAUUGCAGGAGUGCCAGCUGAUGUAGUGAUGAAGAAGACGAAAACGCUUGAUGAUAACUGGAUACCGAACUGGGAUGAGGUGUUUCUGUUCCCGUUGACGGUUCCUGAGCUGGCGCUUCUUCGCGUUGAAGUGCACGAGCACGAUACGUCGGAGAAGGAUGACUUUGCCGGACAGACAUGCCUCCCCGUCUCCGAGCUGAGACAGGGCAUCCGGGCCGUUCCCCUGCAUACGCGCAAGGGGGAACGCUUCAAGUCCGUUAGGCUGCUGAUGCGGUUCGAGUUCAUCUGACCUGGACUAUUUUUUGUGGACGGAGGGAGUAUAACUGAUUGCAUAAACAUGCUACUUGAUUUUUGGCCUAAUCACAAAAUGUUGGCCUUUGUUACAGCUAGCUGCAGCUAAAGUUAUGUUUGUCCAAAUUUGCCUCUCAAACUACCCAAACUAGCAUAGGAUGAUCCUCCUUUUCAUACUGAUUUUCUUGCCAACUCCUCUCUCCUCACUCGCCUCCGUCAACUCAGCCGGAAUCUUGCAUCUUCCGGCAGUCAAGUUACGCGGCACAACCCACAGAAAGGGCUUCCCACUGUUAACCAGAGCUUGCCCAAAACUCCAUCAUCUCCUGCCUGCUUAGAGUUGUGAUGUUGCCGAAGCUCAGAGACUGCAGCGGCUGAUCAUCCUCGACGAGGCCGCCACGGAGAGGCCGGAGGUAGGCAUGCCAGGAACUCCCACCAACCUCUUCAUGUCACAAGAUUCUUCAUCAGUUUUAGCUCAAAUGGAAGCUUCUGGAAGCAUGUUCGAAGCUGCUAAGGUUUGAAUGGGAGCUCUGUUGCUUGGAUAUGAGCUUUGGAACACAGAAGCAAGUGGCGGAGACGCGACGACGGCGGCGAUUUCAGCAAGUGAGUCAACUGGGAUUUGGUUGUGCCAUUGAUGGAUGUAUUGUCGAAUUCAAGCUUCACUCGUUCAUGAUAGAUAAGCUAAUAAGCUAAAUAUCAUCAGGUUCAAGUUUGACUUAUUUAAUCUACGAGUUUCACUGAAUAAUUUUUACUAAAAUAAGUAUUCGAAAUUGUUUAUGAAUAAUAGGUCGACCUGUUUAAUA
This is a messenger RNA of Salvia miltiorrhiza (redroot sage), 2893 nucleotides long. RefSeq names its product phosphoinositide phospholipase C 2-like. Lineage: Eukaryota; Viridiplantae; Streptophyta; Magnoliopsida; Lamiales; Lamiaceae. Gene Ontology annotation, molecular function: phosphatidylinositol-4,5-bisphosphate phospholipase C activity. The record is from RefSeq and is a predicted model, not a curated record. Bases 322 to 2091 code for a protein of 589 amino acids. Gene Ontology annotation, biological process: lipid metabolic process; phosphatidylinositol-mediated signaling. The transcript is spliced from 10 exons.